This is a messenger RNA of Phodopus roborovskii (desert hamster), 968 nucleotides long. It is a transcript of the gene Caps, whose product is annotated as calcyphosine. Gene Ontology annotation, cellular component: vesicle. The record is from RefSeq and is a predicted model, not a curated record. The coding region runs from base 66 to 635 and encodes 189 amino acids. The transcript is spliced from 5 exons. Gene Ontology annotation, molecular function: calcium ion binding. Lineage: Eukaryota; Metazoa; Chordata; Mammalia; Rodentia; Cricetidae.
CUGGAGCUCCACUCGAAGGACUGACUCGGGGACACAAGCAGGCCAGCUAUUCAUUUGCACCCAAAAUGGACACUGUGAACAUCACCAUGGAGAAGUUGAGGGCCCAGUGUCUGUCCCGAGGGGCCUCAGGCAUCCAGGGCCUAGCCAGGUUUUUCCGCCGCCUGGACAAGGACAGCAGCCGGUCCCUGGAUGCAGGGGAGCUGAGGCAGGGCCUGGGGCAGCUGGGGUUGGAGGUGGGGAAAGCAGAGGCGGAGGCGCUGUGCAAACGCUGGGACCGAGAUGGCAGUGGGACACUGGACCUGGAGGAGUUCCUGCGGGCACUUCGGCCCCCCAUGUCCCAGGCCCGGGAAGCUGUCAUUGCAGCUGCCUUUGCCAAGCUGGACCAGAAUGGGGAUGGUGUGGUGACCAUGGAUGAUCUACGAGGGGUGUACAGUGGUCAGGCUCACCCCAAGGUGCAGAGUGGAGAGUGGUCAGAGGAUGAAGCCCUGCACCAAUUCCUUGACAAUUUUGACACAUCUGAGAAGGAUGGGCAGGUUACACUGGCAGAGUUCCAAGACUACUACAGUGGGCUCAGCGCUUCAGUGGACACAGAUGCAGAGUUCGUGGCCAUGGUGAGCAGUGCCUGGCACCUCUGAUGUGGCAACCCUCACCUGCCUAACAGCUGCCCUUAACCUAGUCCUGACCCACCUGCCACCCUGUUACCACUGUCCUGGGGCCUCAGAUAGACACAAGGAGGGGGAGAUGUGAGAAUGGAGGCUGAAGAACCGGCUGAACCAGGUCUCCUGCAGGGCCACCUGCAGGCCUGGCAAUGGUUGGAUUGAUCACUGACCCCAUCAGGGGCCUCCAUGGCCACACCCAGCCCAUCUGGCUGCCAGGUGCAUGGGAGGCGGGGGAUUUUAGUUAAAAGUUUUAAUGCAGUUCUCAAAUACAUUUCAUAUGACAAUCUUACAUAAAUGUUCCAAAACACA